GUGGCGGCCUUCCACUCCAAUGCGAUGACUUCGCCGAGUACAUUUCCAGUCUGACUCAACUCUUUCACCAACCGAGUCCUUGUAAGGUCUGCUGGUGCUAUCUAGUCACAUAAAUCUGCAGCUGAUCCGCUCGGAAGCGAGCUACCAUUCAUCUCAAAAGCUUUUCAUCGCAUCAUGAGCAGCACAGCCGAAAAGCGCAAGUCAAAUGUCCCUCCUACCAAUGACCAGAAAAGAGUCAAACUACGUAGCGGUGCCGUUGCAAAGGCCAACUCCAAAUCCCAAAAGAGCGAAAAGGACAAGGACACUAGUGGAGCGUCAUCGACAACUGAGAACCCCGCGGCCACCGCGCAAUCAGCAGCUCCCAAUAACCGUCCCAGAAUCCGGAAACUCGCGCCACCACGGCCGUUCCCAACAGUGGCACUGUCCGCACCUGCCACAGCACCACGCUCAUUGCAUACUGAAGGCAAGAAUAACAUCUGCGUCACGCGACGUACCAAGCUAGCAGCUUACCUGCGCCGGUGUAAGGCUCUGAUUCUCGAAGACGGGUUCAAGGAGAUUCGAUUGAGUGCAAUGGGUGCCGCUAUCCCGCAUCUCGCGCUAUUGGCCGUUUCUCUGCCUCAGAUAGUGCCGGGCGAGCUGAGCGUCGAAGUGCAGACGGGUAGUGUGGACGUUUUUGACCAGAUGCUUGAAGGAAGCGAGGAUGAAGAUAGUGGCGGUAAUGACGAGGAAUUCAAAAUGAGAGUCAAGUCUACCAUGCAUGUCAUCAUUCGCGUAGGAGGCUCGGGGGACCCAAAGACGAUAAGCAAUUCCGCGAAAGGAACUGCGAGUGCUGGCCAGAGCGAAGAAAGUGUUCAACCACCAGAGCAGCCGGAGCAGAUUAUUCUGCAGGAGCCUGAACAAGAAGACAUGGACCAGUCAUAACAGGAAUCACGGUCACUUGUUGUCCAACUUAGCCAGUCGGGCUGAAGUCACAAGGGCGUUGCUUGGCUAGAUCCCAUCCCAAAUU
Messenger RNA from Suillus clintonianus, 1006 nucleotides. RefSeq lists its product as uncharacterized. Gene Ontology annotation, cellular component: nucleus; nucleolar ribonuclease P complex; ribonuclease MRP complex. The transcript has 2 exons. NCBI's taxonomy places the organism in Eukaryota, Fungi, Basidiomycota, Agaricomycetes, Boletales, Suillaceae. Gene Ontology annotation, molecular function: nucleic acid binding. The record is from RefSeq and is a predicted model, not a curated record. Gene Ontology annotation, biological process: tRNA 5'-leader removal. Bases 175 to 921 code for a protein of 248 amino acids.